Molecule: messenger RNA, 1738 nt
Organism: Ochlerotatus camptorhynchus
Lineage: Eukaryota; Metazoa; Arthropoda; Insecta; Diptera; Culicidae
Product: zinc finger protein 26-like
Exons: 5
Coding region: 81-1415 (444 amino acids)
Biological process (GO): regulation of transcription by RNA polymerase II
Molecular function (GO): DNA-binding transcription factor activity, RNA polymerase II-specific; RNA polymerase II cis-regulatory region sequence-specific DNA binding
Source: RefSeq, a predicted model, not a curated record
CAGUCCUUCCUUACGCUCAGCUGUGAUAAAAAAAUCAUUGAAAUUUACAGUUUUUGUUCAACUUCUCUAUAGUGGUCAGGAUGGAUGAGGUUUUGAAUGUAAAACGCGAACCCGACGAUCCGGUAGGCUAUCCUCGUUCAGAGUUACCGGAUCAGCAGACCGAAGUGCUUUCUACGUCUGCGGUGUGGCCUGAGCAUCGGGACAUUCUACGGAUGAGAUUGAUUAAAAAGGAGGAACAAUUGGAGGACACGAUCGGUGAGGAGUUGAUCGGAACGUGUGAUGUAGAAGAACCCAAAGUGGAACCGAUAUCAGAAGACGAACUUGAAAUGGCUUUGAAUUCGGACAAGUCUCUGCCGCUAACAGACUGUAAAGAAGAAAUGUUAACUGCUGAAUCGGAGAACAGUGACAAAUGGGAACCGGAAGAGAAGCACAAUAAACAGUUUACAACUGAAAUCAACAAACAAGCUCAAGCGGUAAAUUCUGAAAAACUUAAAAAAAUACUAAACUACAAGGUGAAAAUAAAGGAGACCAAGCUUGAUCCGAACAAAUGCUACAUCUGUAUGACAGUUUUUGCGAAUCUGAACGAUGUGGAGGUCCACCUGCCUAAACACGCCCACAUGGUUCCUUAUGACUGCGAGGAAUGUAAGGCCACCCGCACGGAAGCGAAGACCAUUUUUACGGUGAUUAUGCUCCAUCGCCACUUCCGGAUGCACGCAGGUUCAAUCAAGUGUCCGGAAUGUGCCUUCCGGACAUGCACAGGAAACGGAUUGUAUAAACACAUUAAAAGGAGCCACAUGGAAAACACAAACACAGUGUACACAUCUGAGGUUUGCGGGGCUAAAGUUAAAAAUAUAAGGGUAUUUGAAAACCAUUUGCGAAUGCACAAAGCCAUAGAAGAAGGACGAUAUACGUGUGAGUUUUGUGCGAAAAAGUUUGCCACAAAAACACGACUGAAACGUCACGAACGGAUCCAUACCAAUGAGAGGCCUUACCAGUGUCAUUAUUGCAGCAAGUCGUUUAUCAAUGAAACAACUUUCCAUGCACAUGAGCGUUCUCACACCGGUGAGUUUCACUGCUCAGAUUGUGAUCAGCGGUUUCCCACAAGGCAACGAUUGGAUCUGCACUCGUACGUCCAUACUGAUUCCAAACCAUACUGCUGCGAUGUUUGCGGGAAGAAUUUCCGGAGUAAGAAAAAUUUCGCCGAGCAUAUGGCUGCCCACAGUAACAUUCGACCGUAUUCUUGCACAGUUUGCGGCAUGUCAUUCGUUCGCGAAUGGAAUAUGAAGCAGCACAUGUUGAAGCACUCGGAUGCACUGACUUAUGUAUGUCACUGUGGAAAGAAGUUCCGAUAUCGGGCAAGUUUAUCCAAGCACGAGAAAAUCCACAUGACGGGAGAGGUUGGACGCUUAAGAUGAGGUAGGGACUUAGGUUGAGUCUCAAAAGGUCCGGCUCCCUUCACUUCUCGCUAAUAUUUUGAGCGACAAUAAAUCAGCGCUAUUUGCAAGCUUUGCAUCUGCACAUUGAACCCUCUCAAAAGCACUCAAACGAAUCAUGCACAAUUUAAAUGUGAAGUCACAAGGUUGCGCAUUUUGGUAAUCCAAAUCAACAGUCUUUGAUCUCAUGGUGGGAUGGAUUGUGAACGUGGAGGAGUGUGAUGAGAAAGAUGAGACGGUGGAAUAUCUAGAUGAAUAAAGUAAUAUUGGUAUUUGAAAUGAUACAUUUUGUUUGCAAAAUAACG